GUAUUUACCAUUUGGGUGUUUGGUUACAAUAUGAAUAGUAAACCAAUAUUAACAAUGAGGAUAUCAUAUUUAUGUUUGAUGGCGAUCGUUGCGGUUAUUCUCGAAGGUAAAUGGACGAGUGCGGCUCCUAGUCCCCAAACUGAAGAUGUUCUGAAGACUUUACAACAGUUGGAUAGGUUAUAUUCCGCAGUUGCGAGACCUAGUGUGCGCAGUGGACCAUCAGCCUCAACUAGUAUGUCACCAAAAGUCCAACGCGCUAUCAACAUGCUUAGACUGCAGCAUCUAGACAAAUUGUAUGCUGAUAGGUCAAGACCAAGAUUUGGUAAACGUGGACGAGAAGAUGUCAACUUUUUAGGUUCAGAUUAUGACCAUCAAGAAUAUCAAAGAUCUGAUGUCGUGAAUAGAAAACCUGGUGGAUUGUCUGCUCAAAAAUAUAUUUUAGAUUUGGAUCCAAUGUACCGCUAGUGAAUAAUAAUUGAAAUAAUUUAUUGACCAGUAUAUUUAAGGAAGAAAAUGUAACCGGCUAAAGUAUUUAAGACUUCAAUUCUUUUUGUUUUGUAGUUUCUGAUUAAUAUAUGUAUGUGAAUAUUACUGUGUUUCUAUGUAAAAGUAAUAAAUAUAUUUUUCUUUUCUGAAA
Molecule: messenger RNA, 637 nt
Organism: Onthophagus taurus
Lineage: Eukaryota; Metazoa; Arthropoda; Insecta; Coleoptera; Scarabaeidae
Source: RefSeq, a predicted model, not a curated record